AUGGAGCAGAUCGAACUGGCCAUCACCAAAUUAUCGACAAUCGGUGCUGUUAAGCAAUUCGAAAAAGGCACUCUCUGGAGCCAAUGUCGUCCCUACCUCAUUGCCAUCCCAUGCAUCAUUGGCCUCGCCACUGUAUUUAUGGGCUUCAUUGCGUGGAAGCUGUACCAAGCUUUUGCAUGGGACAUCCUCAAGCAGAUUGGUGCCGACCUUCGGAUGAAGAAGCGCUUCCUCCACUACCAGAUCUAUAUCGCUCUUCUGAAAUUUGACUUUUUCUUUUUCCUCGGAUUCACUGUGCAAUUUCUCGUCAUCGUCACCGGUAAGACCGACAUCGAGUUCGGCCUGACUGCUGCGGCCAUUCCCCUCACCAUUGUCAUCCUGCUCCUAGGCGCCUACUUCACGCGCAACGAGAUUAAGGUCGGCAUGAUUAUAAGCAUUGGUCUGUAUGUGUGCAGCUUGGCUUGGUUUUUCUUCAAGCUCGUGCGCAUCUACGAACCCGGCUACAGGAACCACUACGAGGCUGUGCAGAAGUCUCUGACUGCUUUCGCUGUCCUUGCCAUUAUUCUGAUUAUUUUGACGAUCACCAACGCCUUCAUUUGCAUGCACAACUUCGGCAGUGGGCUCAAGAGCCAUAUUCUCCGCAGUGAUGCACCCGACGAAAAGGUUCAGUAUGUCAACGACACCAUUGGUCUUAACGACAUCAAGCCUACGGCAUUACCUACCCGUAUGACGAUCGAUUAG
Grosmannia clavigera kw1407 is the source of this 738-nucleotide messenger RNA. RefSeq lists its product as uncharacterized. The record is from RefSeq and is a predicted model, not a curated record. NCBI's taxonomy places the organism in Eukaryota, Fungi, Ascomycota, Sordariomycetes, Ophiostomatales, Ophiostomataceae. The coding region runs from base 1 to 738 and encodes 245 amino acids. Gene Ontology annotation, cellular component: Golgi apparatus. The transcript has 2 exons.